This is a messenger RNA of Bicyclus anynana (squinting bush brown), 1002 nucleotides long. RefSeq names its product cuticle protein 19.8. Gene Ontology annotation, cellular component: extracellular matrix. The coding region runs from base 148 to 867 and encodes 239 amino acids. The transcript is spliced from 2 exons. The record is from RefSeq and is a predicted model, not a curated record. NCBI's taxonomy places the organism in Eukaryota, Metazoa, Arthropoda, Insecta, Lepidoptera, Nymphalidae.
CGGCCUUGCGUUUCCGGAUCCACCGUAUACCAUACGCGUUUUUAAAUAUCAUGCAGCGAAGCCCGCCCGCGUAUAUCCGAUCCAUAUAAAAGCUACUUGGUGCUUUGAUCUGUACUCAUUCCCCGAGAUUCACUUGUCAAAGCAGCAAUGGCAGCUAAGUUGGUUGUAGUACUCGCCGGCCUCGUCGCCGUGGCCCACAGCUCCGUGGUGCCAGUGGCUCACGUCGCCGCAGCAGACACCGACUACACAAGCUUCGCGUACGACGUGGCGGACCCCUACACCGGCGACUUCAAGAGCCAAGUCGAAACCCGCGUGGGGGGCAACGUGCAGGGACAAUACUCCCUCCUCGACGCCGACGGCACCAAACGCACUGUGGACUACACCGCUGAUGAUGUGAACGGAUUCAACGCUGUCGUGCGUAAGGACCCCGCUGUUGUCGCGACCCCUGUAGCCGCUGUUGCUCCCGCCGUCGCUCCCGCUGUCGUCGCGGCGCGUGUCGCUGCCCCCGCUGUGGUCGCAUCUGCCCCCGCUGUAGUUGCCUCCGCCCCAGCGGUAGUCGCUGCUCGCUACGCUGCUCCGUACUACGCUGCCUCUGCCCCGGUGUACGCUGCUCGUGCCUACGCUCCUUCCGUAUACGCUGCUGCCGCCCCAGUCGUUCGUACCGUUGCUGCGCCUGCAGUUUACGCUUCUCGUAUCGCCACUCCGUACUACGCAUCAGCUCCAUCGGUUGUCGCUGCCCAAACCUACGCUGCCCCCAGCGUAGUUGCUUCUCCCUCUCUCUACGCCUCAGCCCCCUGGGUAGGUAACUACGCCGCCCCAUACUACAACUCCUACGGUGUCAAAUCCCUCCCUCUUAACUACUGGUGAAUCACAACGAAGCCUUUAAAAGGCAUAUCUUAGUCUUAGCAAUACGAAACUGCCUUGUAAAUAAUAUUAUUUUGUAUAUAUUAUGAAUAUGUAAUAUGUAUGUGAAAAUGAUAAAUUAAACGAACUUCCAGAAUA